CCAACUGCAUAGCCCAUUGGACAAUGCUUUCCGCCACAGAUGUAUCCUCUCCCUUACCGAGCUACCAUCUAUGGGGGCCUUUUUCCAUCCAAAUCAAUAAUAGUUUCAGGCUCUGUGUCGCCUUCUGCUCAGAGGUUCCACAUCAAUCUGAAAGCAGGGAACAAUACUGCUUUCCAUCUCAACCCACGGUUUGAUGAGAACACAAUUGUUCGAAACUCUAACCUCAACAUGUGCUGGGGCUCAGAGGAACGACACCUGCCCUGUGGGAUGCCUCUGUUGCGUGGCCAACCCUUUACCAUCUGGAUUCAAUGUGAAGCACACUGCUUCAAGGUAGCUGUGAAUGGACUUCAUCAGUUUGAAUACAACCACCGCAUACAUAACCUGCUUCAGAUAAAUCUUCUCGAAGUGGAUGGUGACAUAACAUUGGCCAACAUCCAGGCUUAAAAGUCGCCAGUAAAGGUCCAUUUUUGGAUGGAGAUGCAAUUGGUGUGAAAUGUUGAUCUUUACUACCUGAAGUUUGAAUAAAUGCUUUUUUCAGAGUUUAAGAACCAUAGAAGUUCAGUUUUUCCCCCCUUCCAAUCUAAUUGCUUGAAUAAACUAUUUUUGCUCA
Molecule: messenger RNA, 610 nt
Organism: Notechis scutatus (mainland tiger snake)
Lineage: Eukaryota; Metazoa; Chordata; Lepidosauria; Squamata; Elapidae
Source: RefSeq, a predicted model, not a curated record